Molecule: messenger RNA, 1382 nt
Organism: Nothobranchius furzeri (turquoise killifish)
Lineage: Eukaryota; Metazoa; Chordata; Actinopteri; Cyprinodontiformes; Nothobranchiidae
Source: RefSeq, a predicted model, not a curated record
UAGGGACAAAAAACUGUGGUUUCCUGUGCCCCAUCCAGAGCUGUUGUACCAGGUCACUGCCCUCGAGUGUGCAGAGAAGCUCCUCAGAGCCGACGGCGUCUCUUCACCAACACGACCGCAGCGUCUGGGGAAGCUGGUGUUGCCAUUCGGCCAGUAUCAGAACGCCCCCUUCCACUGGCUCGUUGAAAAUCAUGUCGGCUACAUGAAGUAAGCACCCUUGACAAGCACCGAGUAGAAAUGGCCAACCCCCAAAAGAAAGGAGAAGCCAUGAACCAGUGGUUGAAAGACUUUCUGACCGAGUACGCAGAAAGCUUCUCUCAAGUGUCCAACAUGCUAGAGGCCAACAUCGAUCGCUGCAUCUACGGUCAGACGGGGUUUGAGCAUCACACCUUUGAGGAGAUGUGGGACCUCUACAGCAGCUUCUCCAUCCAGAAACGGGAAGCGGAGCGUUUCACUCAGGAGCAGACGGUGAAGAUCCAGAGAGCUCACAUGUCUGUGACGAGAUGGCUGAACACUCCGGUGACCCGCAUCUCAAGUGUGCAGAUGAAGAGGUUCAGGAAAUAUAUCUGUGACAAGAAGCAAGUACGCCACAUCUGUGACGUGUCCAGCUGGUGCACAAUGCUGACUGAGGUGCUGUGCUGCGGGCCGUGCACCAAGGCUGCAAGAGCUGGAGAAGGCGGCACCGUGGGACGGUGGCUUGCGUGGGACCCUGCUAUUUUGUCCCAGCUUAGCGAGGCUCACCAAGCUGCAUUAACUGCCGUGCUCACGGCCAAGACCGAGGGCAACACCAUGGUCAAGGUGUGGAGACAGGUCCAAGAGAACCACGUGGAUGAGCAUCUUCACCAUAAAGACCUGUACAUCACACUCUUGAUGACGUUAGCGAAGCCUGGUGGGAUAGCUUCUGCUUUCCGUCGCAAGUUUGAGCCGCCACCCCCUCCCAGAGAGCUGCCCUCAGCACGGCUCCUUCGCCACGCCUUUCUCCUGGCAGAGGCCCAGGAUGUGCAGGACUACAGGGCUCAGAUCCUGUCAACAUCUGGAACGGUGUUGAAAAUGGACUCGACCAAGAAGGUGGUGAAGAAGCUGUCAGGUGAAGGUAAGGCUCUGCAGAGUGGUUCACCAGCAUUGGCAAUGAGCUCUCGCAGAUUCUUACCUUUGUGCUCACCUGUGAGGAGUCAAAGGAAGCGCCGGAACCAAUGUGCAGCGGCCUGAUUAGGAGGUUUCAGCUGGCCAAUCAACCCGUGCCCAAAAUCAUGUACGCUGACCGCGGCUGUUGCAGGGAGCGCGGUCCGACGGCAGUCGAGACCUUGUUCUGGCCCCGGGUGGACGGUGGGAUGGUUGUUCGUCUGGACAUCUUUCUCUGGAUCCACCGCUUUGUUGCAGCU